Dictyostelium discoideum AX4 is the source of this 2796-nucleotide messenger RNA. RefSeq lists its product as hypothetical. The record is from RefSeq and is a predicted model, not a curated record. The coding region runs from base 1 to 2796 and encodes 931 amino acids. The transcript has 3 exons. Lineage: Eukaryota; Evosea; Eumycetozoa; Dictyosteliales; Dictyosteliaceae.
AUGGAUUUGGAUGAUAAAAUUGAUAAAUUAAAAGAAGGUUUAGAUGUUAAUCUUUUUAUUUCAAUUCAUAAAGAUUUUUUAAACCAAAAACUUUUUCAACUUUCAAAUGAACGUUUAGAAAUUUUAUACAAUUUUGCACUUAAAAAUUCUCCUCAAGAUUUUUCUUUUCAUCAAAAUUUUAUAUCUUUUGUACCAGGAUAUUUAUCUCAAAACUAUAAAGAUGAAAAUUUAAAUUCAGCACUAUUAAAUCAAUUAGAGUCUGAAUUAAAAUUAAAAAAUAAUAAAUCAUAUAAAUAUAUUAAUAUUGCAUUAAAAACAAAUUUAAAAUCAAUUAAUAAUGAAUUAUCAAAUAAAAUAAUGAAAUUAAUAAUAAAUGAAAUAAAUAAAAAUGAUAAAGAAACUAAAAAUAUUUUUUAUUUAUUAAAUUCAAUUUUACUUUUAAAAGAAUUAAUAGUUGAUAAAGAUUUAAAAGAAGAUUAUGAAAAUUCAAUUUUAAAUAUACUAAAGAUUAAAAAGGAUUUUAUUAAAGAAAAAAAGAAAAAUGGUGAAGAUUAUAAAGAGGAACCAUUUGUAUCAUUUUCAAACUUUUUAUACAUUUUAGAUUUAAUUAAAAAGAAAAGUGUGAAUGAAAUUGAAUUUGGUAAAAACAUUAUAGAUUUAAUUUCAAUUUCAAAUCAUUUCUCGAAAUAUAUUCAAAUAAAGUUUAAUAAAGAAAUUUAUAAUACAAUUGAGAAGAAAUACAUCAACAAACCAAUUUAUUUAGAAAUCCUUAAAAUUUUAUUAAAAAAUUAUAGAUUUUCAAUUGAUUUCUUCAAAAAGAUAAUUAAAUCAAUUGGAGAUAAAACAAUUAUAAAGUUUUUAAGUAAUGAAGCUAUUAUUAAUUCAAAUUUUCCAGUUUCAAUUGAACUAUUUCAACUUUUAUUAAAAGAUAAAACAAUUAUUAAAAGGGUACCUGAAAAUUUUAUUAAUACAGAAUUUUGUUUAAAACAAUUGAAUGAAGAUAAUAGAGCAAUUAAACCAUACAUUUUCGAAGCCAUUGAAAAUCCUUUACUUGAAAUUAUAAAUAAUUCAUCAUCUGGAGUAUUCAAAUACUUACAAUUAUAUUCUCAAACAUUUAAUAAUAUCAUAUCCAGUAAAUUAUCAAUUGAAUCCCAACUUUACAAAUUUUUUAAAAAUGUUUCAAUCACUGGUACUCCAAUAAGAUAUACCUUUUUAAAAUCAAUAAUUCAUCAAUUAAUUAUGAUAUUAAAUGUAAAUCAAAUCAUUACAUUUUUAUUACCAUUAUUUCCAAAUGAUUGUAAUGAUUCAAUAAUUUUUAAAUUAAAAUUACAAUCUUUUCCAUUCGUCAUUCCUUCAAUUGAUAAUAGUAUUAAUAAUAAUAAUAAUAAUAAUAAUUGUACUUUAUUAUUACCAUCUUCUUCUCUUUCUUCCUCUUCAUUAAAUAUAACAGAAAUAAUAAAAACAAUUAAUGAAUUCAAUUAUAAAAAAUUACCAUUUUAUUUAAUUAAAGAUAUAAUAAAAAUUUUAAUUGAAGAUUCAAAUACAAGUCAAUGGUGUAAAUUACAAGUUUCUUUAGUAUCAUGGAAAUUCUUUGAAAUAUGUAGAUCAAUUAUGAAUAAUAGUGUCACAAGACCAAUUGAAAUCUUUGAUAACUUUGAGUAUAAUUGUAUUGAAGAAGAGGACCGAUUUUCAUUGUUGUUGCCAUCAUGUAAAUAUUUAAAAAUAAAAAGUUUUAAUGAAUCUUCUUACGAUUCAUAUAGAGAGACUUCUUUAGUGAAUUAUGAUGAAUCAAAUCUAUAUCAUUUCAACUUCCCAACCAUGUCAAUAGAUUCAAAAUAUUCCAACAAAAUACUCAAAAAUUUUUUAAAUUACUCUUUGGAAAUAUUAGAAUUAAAUUUAAUUGAACCAAGUCCUUAUCUACUCAAAUUCUUUAUUUCUUCUCAAAAAAGGGAUGAUCCUACCAACUCAAAGAAAUUAAUAUUAACAUUAACAACUGGUUCACUAUUUGAAAAUUUUGAAUUGUUAUUAAACCUUAAUUUUGAAAUUCAUUUAAUUUUUCUUUUUAAAAAUUAUAUACCAGAAUUGGAUUUUCUCUACUUAUUCAAAGAAAAUACACUACAGGGUGAACAUUCAUUAAUUUUAAAAGAUAAAAUCAAAAGUAUGAUGGUAUCAAUAGGUAUGUUCUUUUUUGAAGAAUUUCAAAGUAUACAAUUUCCAAGUCAUUUAAUUCUAUUAAUUGAAGAAUGGGAUCCGAAUCAUGAAUCAUCCGGUACAGAUCCAUUAGAUGAAUUUCUAAUUUCAAAGAAAUUCAAAAACCCAAAUUUCAAUAACAUUUUAAAAUUAGAAAUUCAAUUCAACACCGAUUCAUUUGAUCUAAAGAAAAUACUAUCAAUUUUCCAAUGUGCAAAAUCAUUAUCAUCUUUAAUUAUUAUAUUAAAUAUCACACAAAUUGGUAAUGAUAAUAAUUAUUUCAUUCAAGAUUUUUUAAAUCAAAUAUUUAAUAUUCUCUCUUUUAAACAAUUUUCAAAUAUAAAAUAUUUAAAAAUUAAAAAUAAUUUUGGUUAUCCAAUAUUUGAAAACAAUCUAAUUCCAAAUAAUAAUAUAUUUUAUUCAUUCAAUUUUAUUGAUUUCUUUAAAAGUGAUGAACAAAAACCAAAAGAAAACACAACUCCAGAAGAUGAAGAAUCUAAUGAAAUUCAAAAUUCUUUUGAAACAAAUAAUUCCUUUAGUUAUGAUGGUGACUAUGAGUUUAGUGAUAAUGAUAUCGAUAACUUUAGUAAUAAUGAAGAAGACUGA